Molecule: messenger RNA, 3643 nt
Organism: Gekko japonicus
Lineage: Eukaryota; Metazoa; Chordata; Lepidosauria; Squamata; Gekkonidae
Product: rho GTPase-activating protein 7-like
Exons: 14
Coding region: 81-3401 (1106 amino acids)
Biological process (GO): signal transduction; actin cytoskeleton organization; regulation of Rho protein signal transduction
Cellular component (GO): focal adhesion; membrane raft
Molecular function (GO): GTPase activator activity; protein binding; lipid binding
Source: RefSeq, a predicted model, not a curated record
GCGGCGUUCGGCGGAGGCUGCGAUGAGCUGAAAGAGGCGCUGCCCCGAGGAGCGAUCCUGGGACGCCGCCGCUUCCUUGCAUGCAGCUGGCCGCGCCGCGUCUCUUUUCGAGGCGGCCAGAGAAGCGGGAGAUCAUGAUUCUGACACAAAUUGAGGCCAAGGAAGCAUGCGAUUGGCUCCGGGCAGCAGGGUUCCCACAGUAUGCUCAGCUCUAUGAAGAUCUUAUAUUUCCCAUUGACAUCGCUUCAGUCAAGAGAGAGCACGACUUUUUGGACAGAGAUGCCACUGAAGCCUUGUGCAGGCGUUUAAAUACUUUAAACAAAUGUGCAGCAAUGAAGCUAGAAAUCAGUCCACACAGGAAAUGGAGUGAAGAUUCUGAUGAAGAUGAGCCUUGUGCAAUAAGUGGCAAAUGGACAUUCCAGAGGGACAGCAAGAGGUGGUCCAGGCUGGAGGAAUUUAAUGUGUUCCCUCCUAAGCAGACUCCAAACGCCACAUCCCCAGAGGAGGCUCAGCUUAGCAGUGCCGCCAGCCAUGAAAGUGUGCUGACAGACCUCAGUGAACACCAAGAGAUCGUUUCCGUCCACAGCAUCAGCAGCGGCAGCAGUCAUCCAGCCGCCUCCCCAAGCGAAGCAGCCACCACCAGAACCAAUUCCGUCAUUAGCGUUGGCUCAUCAGGCAACCUUGUGGCCAAUGAAGACUCCUUCAGCAGUUUGCCUUCUCCCAAAGAGCUGUCGAAUUUCAGCUUCAACGGAAAAACAACUGAGAAGAACACCAAGUCCAAAACAAGAAGCCUUUUAAAGAGGAUGGAGAGCCUAAAAAUUAAAAGCUCCCAUCACGGUAAAAACAAAGCCCCUUCAAAACUUGGCCUCAUUAUCAGUGGUCCCAUCCUGCAAGAAGGCAUGGAUGAAGAGAAGCUGAAGCAACUCAAUUGCAUCGAGAUCUCUGCUCUCAAUGGCAAUCACAUCAACGUCCCUAUGGUACGGAAAAGGAGCGUCUCCAAUUCCACCCAGACGAGCAGUAGCAGCAGCCAAUCAGAGACGAGCAGUGCAGUCAGCACCCCAAGCCCCGUCACGAGGACACGUAGUCUUAGCGCAUACAACAAAAGAGUGGGAAUGUAUCUAGAAGGUUUUGACCCAUUCAACCAGUCGACAUUCAACGAUGUCAUAGAGCAGAAUUUUAAAAACAGAGAGAGCUUUGCGGAAGAUACUGUCUUUUUCAUUCCUGAGGACCACAAACCCGGAACCUUCCCCAAAGCACUCUCCAAUGGCAACGUUUCUCCGUCAGAGAGCAGCACCUCCGUGAACUGGAGAACAGGAAGCUUUCACGGGCACGGGCAUCUUGCCCUCCGGAGAGAGAACAGCUCCGACAGCUCCAAAGAUCUGAGCAUUGGGAAAAGGCGCAGUUCCUCCAGCUCCAUGUGCAGUCGCCUCAGCAUUUAUGAUAAUGUGCCAGGCUCCUUCCUGUAUUCCAGCACAGGUGACCUGGCUGACCUUGAGAACGAAGACCUUUUCCCCGAGCUUGAUGACAUUCUGUAUCAUGUAAAAGGCAUGCAGAAGAUAGUGAACCAGUGGUCAGAGAAGUUUUCUGACGAAGGGGACUCUGAUUCAGCCCUCGAUUCGGUUUCCCCAUGCCCUUCCUCUCCCAAACAGAUUCUCCUUGACGUGGACAAUGAUAGAACAAUAGCCAGUGAUCUUGAUAGCACGGGAAAUUCUCUGAAUGAUGCAGAAGAAUCCACAGGAAUCCAGGAAAGAAGAGACUCUGGGGUGGGGGCAUCGUUGACGCGCUCAAACAGGCACCGAAUGAGAUGGCACAGCUUCCAGACCUCGCACCGGCCCAGCUUAAGCUCAGCAUCUUUACAGAUCGACUGUCAGUCCGUGGUGCAGAUGAACCUGCUGCAAAAAUACUCCCUCCUGAAGUUAACUGCCCUUUUGGAGAGAUACACGCCUUCCAAUAAACAUGGCUUCAGCUGGGCUGUGCCAAAGUUUAUGAAGAGAAUAAAGGUCCCUGAUUAUAAAGACCGAAAUGUGUUUGGAGUUCCCCUCACAGUUAAUGUCCAGCGUACUGGUGAGCCUCUUCCACACAGUAUUCAGCAAGCCAUGCGGUACCUUCGCAACCAGUGCCUGGAUCAGGUUGGGCUUUUCCGAAAGUCUGGAGUCAAGUCAAGAAUCCAGGCUUUGCGACAGAUGAAUGAGAACUCCGUGGGCAAAGUCAGCUACGAGGGCCAGUCUGCUUACGAUGUGGCAGACAUGCUGAAGCAGUUUUUCCGCGAUCUGCCAGAACCGCUCAUGACCAACAAGCUUUCAGAGACUUUCUUACAGAUCUACCAGUAUGUGCCAAAGGACCAGCAUCUCCAGGCAAUCAAGGCAGCCAUUAUGCUUCUCCCAGAUGAGAACAGGGAGGUUCUUCAGAUUCUCCUUUAUUUCUUGAGUGAUGUCACGGCUGCUGUGAAGGAAAACCAGAUGACGCCGACAAACCUUGCUGUGUGUUUAGCACCUUCUCUUUUCCACUUGAACACCCUCAAGAGGGAAAAUUCUUCUCCAAGGCAAGUCUCCAGGGUGAUGCAGAGGAAACAGAGUCUAGGAAAACCUGAUCAGAAAGAUUUAAAUGAGAAUUUGGCUGCAACGCAGGGCCUGGGUCACAUGAUUGCAGAGUGUAAGAAACUCUUUCAGAUCCCUGAAGAAAUGAGCAGAUGUCGGAAUUCCUACACAGAGCAAGAUCUCAGGCCACUGAGCUUGGAGGAACUAGGUCGAAAUAGCAACUCUGAGCCUGCAGACUAUCAUCCAUACAUCCAGGACUGUAUGGAUGAUUUGCUGAAAGAGAUUAAGGACAAAUUUAAAGGCUGGGUCAACUGUUCCACCUCAGAGCAAGCAGAGCUUGCUUACAAGAAGGUAUGUGAGGGUCCACCUCUCCGCUUGUGGAAGUCUACAAUUGAAAUCCCUGCAGUUCCCGAAGAGGUCUUAAACCGUAUACUUAAAGAACAGCACCUUUGGGAUGAGGAUCUUUUAGAUGCCAAAGUGAUUGAGACUUUGGACAGCCAGACUGAUAUAUACCAGUAUGUACAAAACAGCAUGGCACCGCAUCCAGCCAGGGACCAUGUAGUCUUAAGGACUUGGAGAACAAACUUAUCUAAGGGAGCUUGCGCUCUUCUGUGCUCGUCCGUGGAACACGAUCGUGCUUCAGUCCUUGGCGUGAGAGUAAAUGUGCUUUUGUCCAGGUAUCUCAUUGAGCCAUGCAGUUCAGGAAAAUCCAAACUUACCUACAUGUGUAGAAUUGAUUUAAGGGGGCACAAGCCUGACUGGUAUGCAAAGGCUUUUGGACAUUUAUGUGCGGCUAAAGUUGUGAAGAUCAGAGAUUCUUUCAGUAAGCAGAAUGUUGAGAGUAAGGAAGCAAAAUCCAGGUGACUACUGAAGUGGACCAACCCUACAUUCAACCCAUCGCCACCGGUGUGCAUAGAUAUACCCAGGAGCUGGUGAUUGUCUGCUGCAGAAUGGCUCACAGUGUGGCCUGUGAAGUUCUCACGUGAACCAAGAGUAUCUGGAAUUGUUCUGCUCUUCUCACUCAAAAGGCUGUGGCAAUAACCAUGCAUUUUAAAGCUGCUGCUUCCUGUCGGUGUUAGGUCUAUCGUGUAGGCCUUGACUGGAAU